This is a messenger RNA of Lolium perenne, 1609 nucleotides long. The record is from RefSeq and is a predicted model, not a curated record. NCBI's taxonomy places the organism in Eukaryota, Viridiplantae, Streptophyta, Magnoliopsida, Poales, Poaceae.
AUGCCUCUCCACCACGUCUGUCCCUCCCUCCUUUCUUCAUCCCCGCGAAAACAAACCAGAGAAGAUUCUCCUCCACCGAGCGCCUCCACCUCCUCUUCGCCGGCGUUCCCCCACCUCCGGCCACCCAUCGUAGUUCUGAGGGCACCACCAGGACUGCCUAGCUCCCCUCCUUCACCCGGUGCAAGGAAUCGGCCAGGGGCUCUCGAAAUCGACCUCAACAUCGCCGUUCCCCUUCUCCGUCUGCUGCAGUUCACCGUCGAAUUCGCCGCCGUUCAUCUUCCUCCGCCUUCCCCGACCUCACCGUCGUCUUCACGCACCUCGACGCCGGCGCCUCUCCGAUGCCUCCCCGACGGCGGCGCCUCCUCCCCACGGUCUGCGCCGAAGAGGCGAGCGCGACGCCCAGCCCCGCGCGUCCGGGGGGCCUCUACGUCGUCCGCGCGCACGACGCCCCGCCGCGGUGACCACGGCCAACAGAACGCGCGCGGCAUGUCGCGGAAGGUUCGCCACGUCAGCUGCGCCACGUCGUCGUCGGGCCCCACGCGUCAGUCUCUUCGGUUCGCAGCCCCGCGCAUUUGCUUCUUCCCGGAUAGGAACGCGAAGUGGUGUGCUGAGAUACGACAAGUUCUCCGGAUGUUCCUCGGCAAGCUUUAACAGGCAAGCAUUUCCCCUAUACUCCUGCCCCUGCAGAAGUCGCUCACCUAUUUUAUUUUGCCUUCUCCCUCAUGCUAUCCUUAAGUUGCGUUCUUGUCACGUGUCCAUUCCACUUGUUACCUCAAGCAGCCCAUAUUGCCACCAUCACCUCCCACGGCUAUUGUUUGGUUAUCGAGUCUGCCUUGCGAGUCGUAGUGCAUGCUAGUGCUGUUUUAUCUCGUUACUGUUGUUGUUAUCUUAUCGGGUUAUAUGUUGGGAAGAAUCAUGGUUACUUUAGUUGCUGACAAUUGUUUAGCGGAGGCAUCGGUGGGUCAGCUGCUCGUUUUGUGACGGCUCACUUGUGUUUCCUAAAUAUCUUAGGACCCCGAGUUCUUGUUAUCUGUUCCGAGACUGAGCGCUCUAACCACACGUGGGUAUGCUUACCGGGUCUCCCCUCGACCACUGCCAGAAUCUACAUCUUUGUCCAGUGGCCACAACUAGUUUGGAUGUUUGUUUGUUUCUCCCUGGCGUGCAAGCAUGUUUCUUUGUGGUCAGAUGAUAUGAUGUUAAUUUUGGGGCCUUGUACCCCGUUUUCUCUUGCACGUUCGUAGGUUGCGGAGCCGCUGCGAAGUGGUCAUCCCGCUGGGCACUGAUCACCUAGUACGCUAACGCAAUAGCUGAGUCCGCUUCGUAGCAUGGCCGGACUCUGAUACGGGUUUAACUUAGUUAGGUGGCUUCCUGGACAUUGUUGUAGUGAAGGAGAGUGCGUGUCGUGAUAUCCACCUGUCGUAAGUGGGUUGAUCGUGCGUGUGGGCACAUUUGGGCACCCCUGCAGGGUUACAAUCUUAUCGAUAAGCCGCGUCCGCGGUUAUGGACGACUUGGAGCUGUAUGACUCGACCAUAGACAACUUACACAUGUUGUUUCAAUCAUAAUAACUUGUGUAGUAAGUUAGCACAACUUCAAUAAUAAAUGGUUAAA